CUUAGUAGAUAGUAUUGGAAUUUCUCCACAUAAUGAAGUUGUUUGUCGUUCUUUCAGCAAUCGUAGCGGUUGGUUGUGCUAUGCCGCAAUUCGGCAGCAAUAAUGCUGAAGCUAACGCCAAUGCUGAUGCGAACUCUCAAGGGGGUCCUGGUUUCGGAAACCAGCCUGGUUAUGGUGGUGGCUUUGGCGGAAAUUCUGGCUUUGGAGGCGGUUUUGGUGGAAAUAAUGGCUUUGGUGGCGGUUAUGGUGGAAAUCCUGGUUUUGGAGGCGGUUUUGGUGGAAAUCCUGGUUUUGGUGGCGGUUAUGGCGGAAAUCGUGGAUUCGGGGGAGGUUUCGGUUACAAUCCCGGUUAUGGUGGUGCGCCUAACUUUGGCAAUUCCAAUUCCAAAGCCGAUGCCAAUGCCAUUGCUAAUUCCAACGGCGGUGGAUUCGGUGGAAGUUCUGCCAGUGCAAGCGCUGAUGCCUCUGCUAGCUCUAAUGGCUUCGGUGAUGCCAGUUCCGUCGCAAACGCCAAUGCGGACAGCUUUGGAAAGUAAAGCAAUUUAAAUAUAAAUUAUGCAUAAAUCUCUCUACAAUGUGCUCAUUUUCUCGUAUCGCGCAUUGAAUUGUGCUACAUUUCUGACUGCUCAACACUACAUAUACUAGGAUACAGUUAAUUUAUUAUUAUUGCGAAUAUAAGGAAUGUGGAGAAAAUAAAUAAAAGUUCUAUAAUUUACCAA
Messenger RNA from Bactrocera neohumeralis, 719 nucleotides. RefSeq lists its product as uncharacterized. Bases 33 to 536 code for a protein of 167 amino acids. The transcript has a single exon. Lineage: Eukaryota; Metazoa; Arthropoda; Insecta; Diptera; Tephritidae. The record is from RefSeq and is a predicted model, not a curated record.